Messenger RNA from Dreissena polymorpha, 716 nucleotides. Its product is annotated as 85/88 kDa calcium-independent phospholipase A2-like. Gene Ontology annotation, biological process: lipid metabolic process; positive regulation of ceramide biosynthetic process. NCBI's taxonomy places the organism in Eukaryota, Metazoa, Mollusca, Bivalvia, Myida, Dreissenidae. Bases 111 to 716 code for a protein of 201 amino acids. The transcript has 6 exons. Gene Ontology annotation, cellular component: mitochondrion. The record is from RefSeq and is a predicted model, not a curated record.
AUCGAGAUAACGUCAUUUUUGUAGGUUGAUUGGUGAGACUGCAGAAGAGUGAUUACACUAAACUUGAACCCAUAUAACGUGAAUAAAUUUCAAACUUAUCAGGAAGGAACAUGGCUGCAGGGGAUAGGAUAUUGAGCCUUGACGGUGGAGGUAUUCGAGGACUCAUUAUGCUCGAGAUCUUGGAUGCGAUCGAGAAGGAAGCAGGCAAGCCUAUCAAAGACUUGUUUGACUGGAUUGGUGGUACAAGCACUGGCGGCAUUGUUGCGCUGGGUAUUGCGACGGACAAAACACUAGACACGAUUAAAGGAAUAUACAACAACAUGAAGGGCAAAGUAUUCAAAGGCAAAACACCGUACGACUCUGCACAGAUAAAAGAACAGUGUAAACAAAAUUUUGGGACCAGCGUAAUGGGGGAUAUAAAGCAUCCAAAGAUCCUGGUUACUGGAGUUUUAGGAGACCACAGUCCGUGGAAACUUCACAUGUUUCGUUCUUACACGGACGGCUACGAGCCAGAAGCUGAAGGGUUUUGGUCUACCCAACCACCAAAAAAGCAGCUCAUCUGGGAGGUCGCCCGUAGCACGUCUGCAGCUCCAAUAUUCUUUCAUCCGUACAGACAGUACUUUGAUGGUGGUUUGUUAUCUAACAAUCCUACCCUUGACAUUCUCACAGAAAUUCACAAAUUCAACACUGGGCCAACGUCACAGAAAAGUUGUUGA